AUGUCAGAGGACAAGGUGGAGGCGGUUCAGGAAUGGCCAGUACCCCGAAAUAUUAAGGGAGUGCAAGGCUUUCUGGGAUUUGCAAACUUCUAUCGCCGCUUCAUUGAAGGCUUCAGUAAAGUGUGCAAACCUCUGACCGACCUCUUGCAAAAUGACAAGAAAUGGUAUUGGACCGCAGCCUGUGAACAAGCAUUUGAGGAACUCAAGAGGCUAUUCACAAGCGCUCCAAUCCUUCUCCAUUUUGACCCUAGCAGAAGAACUGUGGUUGAAACUGAUGCCAGCGACUUUGCCAAAGGAGCGGUGCUCUCUCAGUAUGGGGAAGAUGGGAAACUACACCUGGUAGCUUUCUAUUCUAAGAAGUUCUCCCCGGCUGAGAUCAACUACGACAUUCAUGACAAGGAAAUGGGAGCUAUUACCACAAAAAACUUAGAGUACUUCCACUCUACCAAGGUUCUCACUAGGCGGCAAGCUAGAUGGUCUGAGGAUCUAGCAGGCUAUAAUUUUAAAGUUGUCUACAGACCGGGAGAAAAGAAUGGCAAACCUGAUGUGCUAUCUAGGCGUUGGGACCACCGCCCUGAAGAGGGGAGUGAAACCCUGCGGCCAGAGCCACAGAUGUUUUUUAGGCCAGGUCAAUUGGUUUUGGAUCCUGUUAAGCUAGCGGCUGUCAGGGUGAAUCAAUUGCAGAAUACAUUCUUAGAGCGCCUAUCUGCGGCAGCUAAAGAGGAUGGAAUCUGGCAGGAACUGCACCGCUCCCUGGUUGAAAGGAAACCAAACCUGGACCAGAACUUGUCUGUCAAGGACGGCCUCAUCUUCUAUAAGAAUCGAUGGUAUAUUCCCAAAGACAAGAAGCUGCAGAUGGAUAUCCUGACCGAUACCCAUGAUUCUAAAGUGGCAGGCCAUUUCGGCCAGUUCAAGACAUUAGAGCGGGUGAAAAAUAACUUCUUUUGGCCCAACAUGGAUAAGGAUGUUGAGGAAUAUGUCCGGAGCUGUGAUAGCUGCCAGAGGAAUAAGACCUCAAGACAUAAGAAGUUCGGUAUGCUCCAACCACUGGAGAUACCUUAUCGGCCAUCGACUUCUAUCUCCAUGGACUUCAUUGUGGGAUUACCGGAGUCAGAUGGGUUUACAAAGAUCUGGGUAAUAGUGGACCGCUUCUCAAAGAUGGCACAUUACAUCCCACUUCCUACACUCAAUAAAACGGAAGAUCUGGCUAAGUUGUUCUUGAAGGAAGUCUGGAAACUCCAUGGGUUACCUGAUGACAUAGUCUCGGACAGAGAUAGCAGGUUCAUUUCUCACUUUUGGCAAUCUCUCAUGAGCCUCCUCAAUGUGAAGCUAAAGAUGUCCACUUCUUUCCACCCCCAAACGGACGGCCAGACAGAAAAAGUUAAUCAGACCCUGGAACAUUACUUGCGGAGUUAUUGUUCAUAUCAACAGGAUGACUGGGCGGACCUCUUGCCUUUGGCAGAGUAUGCAUACAACUCGGCGGUCUCUGAGUCUACCAAAGUAUCGGCUUUCUAUGCCAACUAUGGAUAUGAACCCAGGACCAAUUGGCCGGCCCCAAAGGAAGGUGUUGAAUGGAACAAUCCAGCAAGCGAGGUCAUGGUAUCUCAAUGGGAAUCUAUCUGGCAGGCUAUGAAUGUAAGCUUGGGAAGGGCUAGACUGAGGAUGGCCCGGUGGUAUGAUGCACAUGCCCUGGCACCGCCUGAAAUUAAGCCCGGAGAUGAAGUUAUGCUAGACCGGCGCAAUGUGCAAACUGAGCGACCAUUGGGAAAAUUGGAUCAAAAGAAGAUGGGACCCUUCAAGGUCUUAGAAGCUAUUGGUACCCGUGCCUACAAGCUCUCUCUUCCCCCUCAAAUGGGAAUCCACCCUGUCUUCCAUGUCUCUCUCCUGGAACCCUACAGAUCGCCAUUAGACCCUGAGAGAAGAGUUCCUCCACCGGAACCUGAGGAAAUUGCAGGAUAA
Molecule: messenger RNA, 1959 nt
Organism: Morchella importuna
Lineage: Eukaryota; Fungi; Ascomycota; Pezizomycetes; Pezizales; Morchellaceae
Exons: 2
Coding region: 1-1959 (652 amino acids)
Biological process (GO): DNA integration
Molecular function (GO): nucleic acid binding
Source: RefSeq, a predicted model, not a curated record